AUGAACAUGCUCAAGUCCAGCGGGCUGAAGAUCCCCGGGCGUGGGCCCAAGCAUUCCAGCCCAAUGGGAAGAAGCGGAACGUCGAGCUCCCCUGUGCCCCCCAAAGACAACGCUCCGGUCAAGCCUAGCACGCCGCCCAAAGUGUCCGAGGAGGGCGACGAGGUGGCAGGUGACUACACGGUGGGCGAGCAGGUGUGGGUGAACGGCGUGAAACCCGGGGUCAUCGCCUACCUCGGGGAGACCCAAUUCGCUCCGGGCCAGUGGGCCGGAGUCAUCCUCAAUGACCUCCUGGGCAAGAACGACGGCUCGGUGGGCGGCGUCCGGUACUUUGAGUGCCAACCCUUGCAGGGCAUCUUCACCCGACCCUCAAAGCUGACCCGACAGCCGGCGGCCGAUGGCGCCGAUGGCCUCUCCGCCGAGUCGCUCUGCGUCCAUAAUCAGACCCUGCAAGGGGGCGGCGGACCCAUCGGCCAGCGGGCGGUGGCACCACUCCGAGAAGGAUUGCUCAACAGCGCUGUCAAGACAGGGAACGAGUCUGGGUCCAACAUGUCUGAUAGCGGAUCCGUGAAGAAAGGCGGUGACAAGGACCUCAAGGCUGGAGAUCGGGUUUUGGUGGGAGGCUCCAAGAUGGGUGUGAUCCGUUACAUGGGUGAGACGGACUUCGCCAAGGGCGAGUGGUGUGGGGUCGAGCUGGACGAGCCUCUGGGGAAAAACGACGGCGCUGUGGCCGGCACAAGAUAUUUCCAGUGUCUUCCCAAGUUUGGGCUGUUCGCGCCCAUCCACAAGGUGAUCCGGAUCGGCUUCCCAUCCACUAGCCCGGCCAAGGCCAAGAAAAGCAAGCGUGUGGCCAUGGGUGUGUCGUCGCUGGCCCACAGCCCCAGCAGCUCGUCCAUCAGCUCCGUCAGCUCGGUGGCCUCGUCGGUGGGCGGUCGACCCAGCCGUGCCGGACUGCUGACAGAGACGUCGUCACGCUAUGCCCGCAAGAUCUCAGGCACGACCGCUCUGCAGGAGGCGCUGAAGGAGAAACAGCAGCACAUCGAGCAGCUGCUGGCAGAGCGCGACCUGGAGCGCGCCGACAUGGCCAAGGCAACCAGCCGCAUCUGUGAGGUAGAGAAGGAGCUCAGUACCAUCAAAUCACAACACGUACAGUACGUUUCGGAGAAUGAAGGAGCCCUGCAGCAAGUUACGGCCGCCUUGGCUGGCGUGCAGAAAGCCAAGGUGGAGCUCGCCAAUCAACUGGAAGAAGAGAAAAGGAAAGUGGAGGACCUUCAAUUCCGAGUGGAGGAAGAGUCCAUCACCAAAGGAGACCUGGAGGGAAGACGCAAGUAUGAUUCAGCAUCCUUCAGGGUAAGGGGGAAGGUGACCAAGCAAACCACAGUGGAGGAACAGAGUCGCAUCGUGCAGUUAGAGGACGAGCUCAACCGAACCAGGGCCGAGGUGGAAAGCCUGCGGGUUCAGCUGCCGGGCCCUGACAGCCUCACCCCAGAGGCCCCCACGGCCACCCGGGUGCUUGACUCCGAGACAACAGCGUCGUUGGCGGUGAGCCAAAAGGAAGCAGAAGAGCUGAAGUUGCUGUCGGAGAAGCAGAACCAGGAAAUCUGCGAGUUGAAGCUGAAGGUCCAGCAGGCCACUAAGGAGAACAUGGAUAUAAUGGAUGUCUGGAAGUCUAAAUUUGACUCUUUAGUAAGCGAGCACCAGCAGUCCUUGGAGGAGCUAAAGGCUUCGUUCUCUGGUAACCGAUCUGCGCCAGAGGAUCAAGAGCCAGACGUUCAAGAGCUACGUGCUGCCCUGGAAGGCCUGAAGAUGGAGCACCAAUUGGAAGUGGAGAACCUGAAGGCCAAGUAUACAAUUGAAGCUGCCAUUCUCACCAAAGAACACGAGGACCUCGCCGCUCGCCUUCGGGAGGCCGAGAAUGCGGCUGGUGGGUUGUCCUCAGAGGAGGUUGCCGACAAAUUGCGUAAGGCCGAGAAAAGGCUAGCGGAGAUGGAGGCGCUUCAGUGGGAGCGUGACAGAAGCGCGCGUGAGCUGAAGGAACGGCUGGAGACUUCAGAAAGCGAGACGUCCGAUUGCAGGGUGGAAAUCAAGAAGCUGCAGGAGGAGUUAAGGGUGACAGCCAAUCAGCUGCGGGCCUUGCAAACCGACCGUGAAGCUAACGUGAUUGAAGAUAACCAACUUUCAGACGACAAGGGAAAAUCAAAGCAGAACAUGGAAGAAACCAUGGAGAAACUGCUAAAACGGGAAAAAGAAGUUUCCACUCUUACCUCCCAAAUCGAAGCCCUCAAAUCUCAAAUUGCAGUUCUGGAGGGUAAAGUUCGAGCAGGGGAAAGAAAAGCCGAAGCCCUCGCCAGGGAGAAGGUGCGUGUGGAAGCGGAGCUUGAAUCCAUGACCAGAAAGUCCCAUGAUGCCUCUGGGCAGCUGCUCAGCAUCAGCCAGGAGCUCCUGAAGAAAGAAGGAAGCCUCAAUGAGUUGCGGGUUUUCCUCCUGGAGUCACGUCGACACUCCCGUGAGAUGGACAAAGACCUCAACCGGGAGGUGCGUAAAGCCGAGUGGAAGGUAAAAGAGCAAAAACUGCAAGAUGACAUCAAGAUGCUACGUGACAAACUCCUUAUGCUGGGCCGCGAGAAGUUCUCCCCGGACCACCGCCGUCAUUCCAUGCUGGACCCCUCGGCUCUGGACUCUGAGGUUACCCGCCUACGCCAGCAGCUGCACAGCACCGAGGACGCGCUGAGGACCGCUUUGGAGCACAACCAGCAGGUGGACCAGCUGGUGCAAGCAAUGGGAAAGCAUCCAGAAAAAAGCCCGAUGCACGGAGCGCACAAAUCGGCCAAUGGAAUUCACCAUCAGGAGCCUGACAGCACUCAAGACGGGAAAACGCGUUUAGACAGCCACGCCCGCUUCUUCGUCAUUAUCAUCAUCACCACCACCACCGUCUUCCGCACGCUUCUGUUGAGCCAGCGGCCGGCAUAA
Messenger RNA from Nerophis lumbriciformis (worm pipefish), 2967 nucleotides. The record is from RefSeq and is a predicted model, not a curated record. Lineage: Eukaryota; Metazoa; Chordata; Actinopteri; Syngnathiformes; Syngnathidae.